UUUAGCGCCCGCCACGCCGCCGUUGGCUCUGCCGUCAACCCUGUGAGUGCAUUGAACCCCGCCAAGGGAGGCCGCGCUUUGCGGUUUUUUUGCGGCGCGCAUGUUUCAUGUUGUAAGAAAUGCUGUGACCCUAGCUGCGUCAUGUCCACGGCACCUCGCUUAAGCUGCCUCAUCGUCUUGAGCGGCUCUAAGGACGGAAACUCGGCCCCUUCGUUUAUACAGACGUUUACGCUACUGCACAGCACUUUCACGGUCCAAAUAGCCACGCCAGGGGGGCGUCCCUUGGAGUUUGUCAACCAGGAUGAUCAAAGUCGACGUUGGCUGAAUGACUUUCGCAUGAAAGUGUUUGCAAUCCCUAUUGGACUUCACACUGUGGACCCCAAUCGGUACUCGUGCCUGAUUUUGCCGCACAGUCCAGGAGCAGUCCAUGACCUCUGCGAGAACAAAGACCUCUGUCAGAUCCUCAGGCACUUCAUACAGGAGAAAAAGCCAAUCUGUGCCAUCGGCAUGGGAGUCGCCGGGCUAUUCUCAGCCAUGGAGGACUCUGAUGUCUGGAGCUUCCGCAGGUGCACCUUGACAGCGGUCUCCGUGUUUGAGCUUGCCCGCAGCCCCGACUUUGCUAACCUUCCUGUGAUCCCCGAAGACGUCAUCAAGGAUCGAGGAGCCCUGUACAGCUCGAGUGACCCCGACGAAGUUCACGUGGUGGUGGACCGGCACCUAGUGACAGGCCAGAACGAGCAGUCCACGCUGACCGCGGUGCAGAACCUGGUGCUGCUGUGCAAUCAGAAGCAGGCAGCCACACGCAAGGAGCGGCAUCAGUGAUGUCCUCACUUGCUGUACCUACUUCGCCUCUAUCUUUCUCUCGAUCCCCCACUUUUAAAAAAAAGUCGUUCUUAUCACAUGGAUUAUGUACAGUUGCCCAGCAAUUGAUUGUGUUGUGAAAUCUAAGACCAGGAAUUUAUAUUAAAAAUUGAGCGCAUCUGUUUUGCUGGGUCUAGCUGUACAUGAGCUUCGAGUCGAGAGUUGAAUGGAUUGUGCAGUAUAAGCACACGCUUUUUCGUGUGCUCAAAUCAGGCCCAUUCUCAUCGCAGAAGUGACUGAUUGCAUAUGGGCGUCAUAACUUAAUGGAAAACGCCUUGAUGUUGUGUGAAAGCAAGAACAGCAGGUAACUUGUAGAACAGGCUUGCUUGUUGAGCCUGGAGGUGGCUGGCACAUUAUUUGCCUCGUUUUUUCUACCUUUCUUUUUUGGCACUGUAAGCAGCAUUACGUGGCAGAAAUGGACAGAAGGGCUUAGGACACGCCAGUGACAACGUAAAAUGGGGGCGGGUGCUCUUUUGGAUGCGCCUCUAUUCUGUCUUGUAACUUCGUGCGGUGCAAAAGGAAGGCUAGGAAUCGUUUCAGCCAAUCAGUGGUGACAGCCAGUUCAUUCUAAGAAAGGAGGAGGGCUCAGCUGUUGUGUGCUACAAAUAUUUUUGAUGGAGCAGCAAUGGUUGUGCAGGACACGAGAGGCAGAAGAACAGACGAGCCCUUCUCUUUGCUCUGCAUUCUAUUUGACUGGCUUUACCUUUCUGGUUUACUGCAUCGAGCUCACAAGGUGAUCUAUGGAGUCCUAGGAACUUUUGUUCACUACAGUACUCUGAGAGUGGUGUGUCCACAUAGCUGCAUGCAGUUCCCAUUCAGCAAUUUUAUCCUUGCAUUUUAAUCACUGCCCACUUUUCUUUGAGUAUGGCGAACCGUUAGAGACGGUACUUUGCUUGUGCUGAUUAAGUGCUGAAGCUUCGUCUCCACCUGUGCUCUGUUUUUUCUGUCCAGUUACCGUACGCUUCUCAUGUCGUUCCCUCUUUCAUUUUUUCCAUGUCAUUGUAUACCCCGUAGUGUCGUCCCUUUGUUCCCGACUGUUUGUACAUGCAAAGUGCACUAAUAUAUUUUUUUACAACCCUACCCCCUCCUACGAGCGUGCUGAAUCGUUUAUGUGUAGGAAUAACUCGGUUGCAGUUCUUCAUUGUCUGUCCUGUCUUUACAGCGUUGCUGCAGAUGCUUGCAUUGAUUGCAUCAAGAUGAAUUGAAGCAGAAAAUUAAAGAUUAUGGCCUGAAGUGCCCUGUACGUAU
Molecule: messenger RNA, 2109 nt
Organism: Rhipicephalus microplus (southern cattle tick)
Lineage: Eukaryota; Metazoa; Arthropoda; Arachnida; Ixodida; Ixodidae
Product: glutamine amidotransferase-like class 1 domain-containing protein 1
Cellular component (GO): cytoplasm
Molecular function (GO): glyoxalase III activity
Source: RefSeq, a predicted model, not a curated record